Molecule: messenger RNA, 360 nt
Organism: Kuraishia capsulata CBS 1993
Lineage: Eukaryota; Fungi; Ascomycota; Pichiomycetes; Pichiales; Pichiaceae
Exons: 1
Coding region: 1-360 (119 amino acids)
Source: RefSeq, a predicted model, not a curated record
AUGGAGCACCCAAGAAGUGCUCGAGGUUAUGGGACGGGCUUUCAAGGCACCUCGAACUGCGCCGCACGAGCAGGCGCAUGGCGCCGUUGUGGCACUGCAAAGGCUUGGAAUACCAUGGAAGAAAGGAGGAAUUUUCUUCAAAUUACUCAAAAAUCAUCUUUUAUAACAAUUGGUUUAAUGUCAUUCAGCAUCCUUCAGGUUUCCCUCGCUGGCUUCUCUCUUAUCGCCCUAGAUGGUCUCCUCCACACGGAGUUUCUGAGAUCUCGGAGAUUUCUGUCGUGUGCUACCCCAACCGUUUUUCGUAAGCAUGAUUCUUUCCCGUUUGGGAAACUUUUGAUGGACACGACAAUAAAUUUGUGA